AUGGCACCGGAGGACGGCAAGGAGGCUGACGAGCAGCUGAAGGCAGGGGUGGAUGCUCUGAGCUACGCCCUUCAGCGGCGUCGUGUACAGAGCGAAGGUGCCGCCUCAGAGGGGCCGAAUCGCUUUAAGGAUUUCGUCUCCGUAACACUGGUGGUGGAGCCGAAUGCUGACCCCUCGCAGGUGAUACAGUAUACACAGGUCUUCGAGGAUAUUUUGGACAGAGAGCAACCGCGGAGGGUGGAUCCGGAAUACGACGCUGGAGAAGGAAAGGCUUCGGAUGCAAACGACGAAGUAGAGACGGUACCUGAGGAUAAUCAUGACGAGGUAGCUACAAUAACCGCCCCAACCUUGAUAUCAACGUGCACGCUGAAGCCCAACAAAUCUAAUCCACAACCUACCGUGCGAAACGCCGGUGGUCAAGCUGCGAAGUUUAUUUCCGCCUUGAAGCCAAACUUUCUAGUAAUGGCGAAUUCAGUUCCUGAUGAACUGCACCUUUGUAUGCUGAGGGAAUUAAAAUAUCACUGCAUAAUAGUACCAAGAAAAAUACAAAAGUGA
Phytomonas sp. EM1 is the source of this 555-nucleotide messenger RNA. The record is from the annotation of a GenBank genome assembly. NCBI's taxonomy places the organism in Eukaryota, Euglenozoa, Kinetoplastea, Trypanosomatida, Trypanosomatidae.